Messenger RNA from Glycine soja, 2352 nucleotides. RefSeq lists its product as uncharacterized. The transcript is spliced from 3 exons. The record is from RefSeq and is a predicted model, not a curated record. Gene Ontology annotation, molecular function: nucleic acid binding. Bases 127 to 2352 code for a protein of 741 amino acids. Lineage: Eukaryota; Viridiplantae; Streptophyta; Magnoliopsida; Fabales; Fabaceae. Gene Ontology annotation, biological process: DNA integration.
UCCAUAAAGAAUUCUCCUUCCUAUCAAGUUUCUAUUCAAAGUCUCCAAUAUUCCUAAACACUUUUCCUAAACAUAAAAAGCCUUAUUUCCAACAAAGUGGUAUGAGAGCUUCAAGAUCCUCAAAAGAUGGCGAAUGGAGGUUUUCCUUUCCAAAUGCCGAUGCUCACAAAGAACAACUAUGAUAAUUGGAGUAUCAAGAUGAAGGCGCUACUAGGAGCUCAAGAUGUGUGGGAUAUCGUAGAGAAUGGCUUCGAGGAGCAAGAUGAAGCCUCGCUAAGCCAAGGUGUAAAGGAGACGUUGAAGGAGUCAAGAAAGAGAGACAAGAAAGCUCUCUUUCUCAUUUAUCAAUCGGUGGAUGAAGAUACAUUUGAGAAGAUAUCCAACGCAACGACGGCCAAAGAAGCAUGGGAUAAGCUUCAAACUUGCAACAAAGGAGUUGAGCAGGUAAAAAAGAUUCGUCUUCAAACUCUUAGAGGUGACUUUGAGCAUUUGUUUAUGGAGGAGUCCGAGUCAAUUUCUGAUUAUUUUUCUCGAGUAUUGGCCGUAGUCAAUCAACUUAAAAGAACUGGUGAAGAUGUUGAUGAGGUGAAGGUCAUGAAAAAAAUACUUCGAACUUUAAAUCCAAGUUUUGACUUCAUUGUUACCAACAUUGAAGAAAACAAGGAUUUAAAGACCAUGACUAUUAAGCAACUCAUGGGCUCCUUACAAGCAUACGAAGAAAAACAAAAGAGAAAAAUUAAACAAAAGGAGGCUACGGAGCAACUACUACAACUCAACGUAAAGGAAGCAAACUAUGCAAAUUACAAGAGCCAAAGAGGACGAGGUCGUGACCAAGAUCGUGGACGUGGACGAGGACAUGGAGGAGAAGGUAGAGGUGGUUACAAAAACCACUCCAACAAAUUCAACAAUGGAGAAAGAAGUUGGAAUCCACAAAUUGGUCACUACGCAUCCGAGUGUAGAUUCUCGAAGAAGGUUGAAGAGAAAGGUAACUUUGUAGAAGAAAAAGGCGGAGAAGAAGAAACUUUGCUACUCGCGUGCCAAAACAAAUUUGAAGAGAAAAGAAACAAGUGGUACCUCGACACCGGCGCAAGCAACCACAUGUGCGGCGAUCAAAGCAUGUUCAUGGAGAUCAAUGAAGCGGCAACUGGCGAUGUCUCAUUUGGAGACGACUCAAAGAUACCAUGUCUCAAGGCUUGCUAUACCGACUCUUCGUGGCUAUGGCAUCUACGAUUCGGGCAUCUCAACUUCGACGGUCUAGAACAUUUAGCGAAGAAGGAGAUGGUGAGAGGCUUGCCUAGCAUCAACCACCCAGACCAACUUUGCGAAGGAUGUCUAAUUGGGAAGCAAUUUCGUAAAAGUUUUCCAAAGGAAACAACAACAAGAGCAACAAAGCCGCUAGAGCUCAUACACACCAAUGUCUGUGGACCAAUCAAACCCAAUUCAUUUGGUAAGAAUAAGUACUUUCUCCUCUUUAUUGAUGAUUAUUCCAGAAAAGCCUGGGUUUAUUUCUUAAAGGAGAAAUCAGAAGUGUUUGAAAACUUUAAGAAGUUCAAAGCCCUCGUGGAGAAAGAAAGUGGUCUUUCCAUCAAGGCCAUGAGAUCUGAUCGAGGAGGAGAGUUCACUUCAAAUAAGUUCAACAAAUAUUGUGAAGACCAUGGAAUCCAUCGCCCACUGGCAGUGCCAAGAUCGCCACAACAAAAUGGAGUAGCAGAGAGAAAGAACCGGACCAUACUUAACAUGGUGCGAAGCAUGCUCAAGAGCAAGAAGAUGCCGAAGGAGUUUUGGGUUGAAGCAGUGGCAUGUGUAGUUUACCUAACAAACCAUUCCCCAACAAGAAGCGUGCAUGAGACGACACCACAAGAAGCAUGGAGUGGAAGGAAGCCCAGGAUCUCUAACCUCAAAGUGUUUGGAAGCAUUGCCUAUACCCAUGUUCCAGACAAAAAGAGGACAAAGCUCGAUGAUAAAAGUGAGAAGUACGUGUUUGUGGGUUACGACUCAAGAUCAAAGGGGUACAAGCACUAUAAUCCAAAUAGUAGAAAGAUCGUCAUAAGUUGCGACGUGGAGUUCGACGAAGAAGAUUGUUGGGAUUGGAGUGUUCAAGAAGAUAAGUAUGAUUUUCUUCUUUAUUUUGAAGAAGAUGAUGAAAUUCAACAACCAAUCAUAGAGGAACAUAUUACACCACCUGCCUCACUGACACCAAGGCUGGAUGAAACAAGUUCAAGUGAGAGGACACCGCGACUAAGGAGCAUUGAAGAGAUUUAUGAGGUAACCAAAAACCUAAACGACAUUAACCUCUUUUGUCUUUUUGGUGAUUGUGAGCCUCUAAGCUAUAAGAAGCAGCGGAAAACAUAA